CUAAAGGGAUAUGAGAGUAUUUCGAUCGAAAUCUUGUCUGGAUCACCGUCAUUGUUUCCCGGGUCAUCGUUUAGCCCCCGAGCAUGUCCGCUGCACCUGAAACCCUAAUCAUUGACUCUACAGCCAUCUACAUCGCCGCUCUCAAUACCAUCAAUUGCCAAAAGCUAGCGUCUUCUUUUCGCCUCUGCCCUUUACCGUCGUCCACUAUCCCUCAGACGAAACGUAUUCCAAAAACUCGCUUCAUUGUUGAUGGCUUCAAACACGCCGGCGAUUUCUCCGUCUCGUACUUCCUCUCCCAUUUUAACUCCGAUCACUGUGCCGGCCUCUAUCCCAAUUGGAAAAGGGGCAUUAUUUUUUGCUCAUAUAUCACUGCUCGCCUCCUUGUCCAAGUCCUUCAAGUCCCGGCCCCUUUUGUGGUUUCUCUGCCUCUCUCAAAGCAGAUAUUAAUUGACGGCUGCGAAGUAUUUCUCGUGGAUGCUAACUAUUGCCCAGGAGCAGUUCAAUUCCUAUUCAAGAUACCUGUUCCUAAUAUUAAUGGAAAGUUUGAGCGAUAUGUUCAUGCAGGUGCUUUUCGGCAUCACGCUUCCAUGGAAUUAGAUCCUGCCCUAAGUACAUUUGUUGGUUCUGAUACUUUGUUUCUCGAUGCUACGUAUUAUAAUCCGAAAUAUGUGUUACCCAGUAAAGAGGUGGCGAUUGAUUACAUAAUUCGCAUUAUAGAGUCGAAUGGGGUUGAGAAAGAAGCCUCACCUAAGAGUGUUCUGUUUCUCCUUUCAACCUAUGGUAUUGGGAAAGAGAAGAUAUUGAUAGAUAUUGCACAAAGAUGUAAGAGGAAGGUCUGUGUGAAAAGUCGGAAAGUGUUGGGCCUGAGAGACUUGGGUCAUGGGGAUGAAGUGUUUACAGAAGAUGAAUCCACGACUGAUAUUCAUGUUGUGAGUUGCGAUGAAUUGGGUGAAACAUGGCCUCUUUUUAGGCCUAAUUUUGUGAGAGUGCAGGAUAUUAUGAAAGAGAAGAAGUUUUCAAAACUUGUGGGCUUUGUUCCAACUUGCUGGAGCUACAAUGUAGAGGGGAGUAAGUUUUCAGUGAGGAAGAAAGACUCCCUUGAAAUACAUCUUGUGCCAUAUAGUGAACAUUCAAACUAUGAUGAGCUUAGAGAAUAUGUGAAGUUUUUAAAACCAAAGUGUGUUAUUCCUACCUUAGGUCUAGAUGUUGAGAAGCUCGAUAGAAAAUGUGCUAAUGCUAGGAAUACAAAUUUUGUGGGGUUGGUUGAUGAAAUGGAUGUUAAACAAGAUUCUCAUUGUGUGUUGCAAGGAGUGGAUGCGAAUAUUGUGAAAGGUUCUGCUUAUGAUGUAAGGAUACUGGAGCUACAGAUUGAGGCUUCUUCAUCAGAUGCCAAAGAAAGUAAAGAUGAUAAUAUGGAGAAUAUCGACACUUCGCAUGCACAGAAAGAAUCUAAUUUACUUAUUUCGGGUUUUAUGGAUGAUGAUGCCAUGGAGGAAUCUAUACAAGAACUUCAAGUAAUUUUGCCAUCUUGGGUCAUUCGAGCACAGAUGCUGUAUUUGCUCAGAAUUACAGACAGAAGUCUAGUUGAUGCAGUUUCUCAUUUUUAUGAGCAUGAAACUGAAUUUCAGGAACAGGUAAGUACUAGCAAGUCUAGUGCAUCCUUAUCCCAAGAAAUAUGUAAGAUUGAUUUUUCAUUACCUUCCAAACUUGUACAGAGUGAAUUACCACUUUCAGAGCCAUGGCCUAUUAAGAACAUUGGAAGAAAUGAAAUUGUAUCUCUGAGUCAAAGUCCUGGUAAAAAAUAUAAAUCUAUUAGUAAGAAGAAGUCGGGUGCCAGUAGUAAUUCUUCUAGUAAGAUAAAGAGCAAUACAAUAUCCAAAUCCUCUAAAAGAGCAAAACUGAAUUCUAAGAUGGAUUCUAGUGGAUCAAAGCAAUGCACCAUAACAAACUUCUUCAGAAAAGUAGGGGCUUGUGACUCCAAAACAGAAAGUGUUCGUAACCAGAAUUGAGUAUUGCCAAAACAGUGAAUGCAACCAGCCAACCACAAAACCAUAUAGAGAUGAGAUAUAUGACUUUAUUUAAAUUGUUAAUGGAAGUGAGUCAUUAGAAAGCCAUGCUGCUAGUAUACUUAAAGGCCAAACGAGACAUCAGUAGGGCAUGUGCAUUGGAUAUAUUCUUUAACCAUGCGAUUGUGAAACAAGAAGUCCAAGAUGGUAUUGUUUUGUGGGUCAAAUAUCAUUGGGUUCCAAAGAUGCAUUCUUUUCAAGAUUCAAAGCCUUCCAAACAAAGCUGGUGCUGAUGGUUACUUUCCUUUGAAUGGCAUUAUUGGAGAACAUUGCUGAAAAUGAUAUCUCCCUCCAAAAUAGGUUCGGCUGUCAAACAUGCAAGUGGCUUUCCUCUUCCAGUCUUCCUUCCAUUCUCAGCUUCCUGGAGUGGACACAUACUUUUGAACUCGUUGAGGAGGAAAGAGGAAAGAGAAAAGGUCUGCCAUGUAAGGCUGUGUCUAUCUUCUCCCAAAGCCAAAGCGAUUUCACGCCCAGAAGCGAGAGACGAUUGUAAUAUACGGAGAAUAUUUCCAAUUGCUGCAGCGCAAUAGCCUAUAUUUCAAUCUGGACAGCGCAAUAGCCUAUGUUUCUUCGAUUCUGGAACGACGACACACCCAAACUCCGGAGCUAGGUAUUUAUUCUAAAAAAUAUUCAAGAUGUACCUUUCUAGUUCACCUUCACUGAAAACAUGAUAAUAUCUGUUAUACACCACAGCACCCUUCUUGUCAUCUUUCUUUGCUAGUCCACUCCCAACGGCAGAAGCAGAAUCAUGAAUGAUUCUGGAUAAGCAGCAUUUAUACAAAAUUUGCCUUCUAGACUUUCCUCUGAACUUUUCUAAAAGUUUCCGGUGGAGGUUGGUUCUUGGAAUCAAUGUCUUGAAACCGAUGGAAAAGUUUGGAAUUGUAGGCAGCUCACCCUUGAAGACCUUAAGCUGAGAAACAUGACUUACGGCAUGAAAAUUGACCUGGGAUGAGAUUCCAUACUAUUUGCUACUCUUCCCUUGCAGGUGCUGGUUUGGGGAGGCCCAAUAAACUUUGGUCCCCUCAUCUCAAGACUUGUUUGUUACACACUACUCUAUUUUAGGAUUGUAAUUUAAGUCAAGCCCAAUCUCUACAUACAAAAUCCUUGUCAGAUCUAUGUGAAUUGGCUAGCUGCUACAACCCUUAUUUGGUAGUAUCGAAUUCCUAAAGCCCUCCUUCUAAAUACAUCUUUCCAAACUUCAGUAGGAACUUGCAAAGGUUGAACUAGUCCAAGGUAGGCCGAGUCACCAUCCCUGUACUCGUGACAAUCUGAGUUUUUGUUAAAUUAAAUAGCUGCCUCUAUUUAUUUGAUCCAGUAUGUAUUAGUUUUUCCUCUGAUUUAGCAACUUCAGCCCCCUCUACAACUAGUUCAGCCCUCUUCUUAACGUAUUUUUGACCCCUCUCAAAGGCCUUGUGAUCAUAACAUCAUAGUCCACUUGCAACUAGAAUACUCUUGGUAUUAACCACACUUGCAGCAGGCUUAAACGUGGCUCCGACCUCAUUUGGUAUGAACCUUUCUAUGGAUAAACUAACAGAUUUAAUAUGAAGAGAGCCUCUAUGCCUGUCAGAUACUAGCUUAACCAGCCUGCCUUGCUCUUCUAUUUCAUCUGGAAUAACCCUAAGUGUUGGGAGUAAGGCCUUACUGAUGUUGAAUAUUGGCUUAAUUUGUCUUGUUUCCUCUUGGCCACUAGCAUACUCCUCAGUUUUGCAUAGGAUCCAGGGUUAAAGGUCCCUAUAUUGGCCUUACGACGGGGCUUGAAUCCUCUUACAACACUGUCCAAAAUUUAAUCCCCCGUUAGUGAUUGACUCUUCAGCGUCAUAACAGCUUUCGGUUUUUCACACUUGCCAACAUCCUCCACGCUUUCUAUUUGCUGGUUUUUGAACCUAGAACAUAUCUGAACCUAGAAUUUAGAUCUUCCACAAAAUCCUCCCAAUUAAAGCUAUGUUUUGAUCCUUGAUUAUCUCUGAAUGUAGAACUCAGACCUACCACAAAAUCCUCCAAAUUGAUGUUAGGUCUACCCAUCGCAUAACUAUCGAACCAUAAUUUGGCUUUUCCAAUCAUAUCCACAAAAGUUAAAUGUUUUUUUAAUGAAUAUAAUUUAUUAAG
This is a messenger RNA of Cuscuta campestris, 4172 nucleotides long. The record is from the annotation of a GenBank genome assembly. Lineage: Eukaryota; Viridiplantae; Streptophyta; Magnoliopsida; Solanales; Convolvulaceae.